AAACUACAUCACCAGACGGCUGCACUUGAUAUUGCUAUCAGUAUGGGGUGGCUAACGCAUCAGUUUUAGCAUAAUUGUGCUUUGCUGCAGGAGUGGUAGGUACAGAAUAAAUUUGUUGUGUGUAGUAUGUUGUAAUAACUGUUACUUUUUAUUGUCGUGACUCUACACACCGAUUAAGUAUAGGCUAGCAGAAUGUUCAUUGAACUGUUACAGUAUGAUUGACCCUCCAUUCAAGACGAGAUACAAAGUGGCACAUCCAGUUGGAGCAAUAGUCCUUUUUCAAUUUCAAUAAGAAUUUAAUCCAGAAGAGAGUUUCAGUAGGGUUGCCCACUCUCACGCAUCUGGCUGGCAUGAGACCCAUGCUUUCAGCCUCAAUCUCACGCUCCCUCAAUAAAUUUCCCAAUCCCUCUCGGGUUAUGAGACAGUCUCAAAUCUCACUCAAACCAGAUGACCAAAGUUGGCAACCUUGGUUUCAGUCAAACAGCUUUGUGUGUGUGUGUGUGUGUGUGUGUGUGUGUGUGUGUGUGUCUGGUUGACAAAUUAGCCUUUCCAACAAGGCAGGUCCUAUUUAGUAUGUGGUGCACAACUUGUUUAUCUCUAAUCAUCAAUUGCGAUUCAGAGCUUCAGUCAUCAUAAUGAACUUAUUAAUUUAGCUGCUGUUUAUGAAUGAUAAAUGAAACAUGAAGCCUACUUCCACUUAUGGUAAAUUUGUGUCAUUAUUAAUUUGUGUUUUAUCUAGUACCUGCCCUGCUGAAAUUUCCAGCAUAAAUCAGCCUAAACUGGUCAAGCUGGGUUAAGGUGUGUUUUUGACACUUUUUUUAAAGCUGGUUUUAGCUGGUCAACCAGCUGUUCACCAGCUGAUCGGCCUAUGGUCAGGUACUCCAACAGUUCGGCCGCCAGUUUAUUCUACCAGCUUAACUAGCUUUGACCAGCCACGACCCAGCUCUGGCCAGCCAAAAGUGUCGAAUAUACUGUUUAAAUCACCUUCGAGUCCCAGAUGGUUUCAGAUGGCAUUUUCAGCAAUGUUAUUGGGUGUUUUUUCAUGAAUCACUGUUAUGCUAAAAAGGGACGUUCUCUGGUUACAUACGGGGUUUUAAUAAUAUGCCACCAAAUAAAAAGGUUACCGUUAUUACCCAGUCAUAGGUAUGAAUCUUUCAAACAUAGUCUGAAGACUCCGACGUAUAAUUUAAAACGGCUAUUUUUUUCUGAGUGUUUAUGGUAGUCUGGAACGUUUGGUGGCGGCGUACGAUUCGCUCUGCUCGACCGUGACUAGAAGCUUUCGGUCGUCGAACAGAAGGAAGGCAACGCACUCCAAGUGCUGCGCGUCAGGGAGGUGGAGAAAGACACCGUUCUGUUUUGAGCAUCUUUUUGCCAUUAUAUUAAAGCUAUAGACAUGGCAAAGGAGGGAGCGUCUAUCACUGAGGAAACUGAACAAAUGAUUGAGAAGAAUGGUAUCAAAGAACAAGAAAGUGUGCUGUCUGCGGUGGACACCAAAGAAAUGAGAGCGGUGGUGUUGACUGGAUUCGGUGGUCUCAACAAACUCCGAGUAACCAAGAAAGCAAUGCCUGAGCCGCAGGAAGGAGAAGUCAAAAUCCGCGUGAAAGCAUGUGGCUUGAACUUUCUAGACCUGAUGGUACGGCAAGGGAAUAUUGAUAAUCCGCCAAAGACUCCACUUGUCCCUGGGUUUGAAUGCGCUGGAAUAGUGGAAGCAAUGGGAGAAAACACAAAAGGAUUUGAGAUAGGGGAUCGGGUAAUGGCCUUUGUGAAUUACAAUGCCUGGGCGGAGGUUGCCUGCACGCCUCUGGAUUUCGUCUACAAGAUCCCUGAUGACAUGACGUUUCCAGAAGCAGCCGCCUUCUCCAUGAACUUUGUGGCUGCCUACAUGAUGCUGUUCGAGGUCGCCAAUCUCAGAGAAGGCAUGUCUGUAUUGGUCCACUCGGCAGGAGGGGGUGUGGGACAGGCAGUUGCUCAACUCUGCUCCACUGUGCCCAACAUCACCGUCUUCGGCACAGCAUCGUCCUUCAAGCACGAGACCAUCAAAGCCUCUGUGACUCACCUCUUUGACAGAAAUGUCGAUUACGUUCAAGAAGUGAAAAAGAUAUCCCCAGAAGGAGUGGACAUUGUGCUGGACUGCUUGUGCGGAGAAAACACAGGGAAGGGGCUAAGCUUGCUGAAGCCCCUGGGAACCUACAUCCUGUACGGUUCAUCAAAUAUGGUGACCGGGGAAACCAAAAGCUUUUUCAGCUUUGCUAAAUCUUGGUGGCAAGUGGAGAAGGUGAACCCUAUCAAACUCUUUGAGGAGAACAAAGUCAUUGCAGGAUUCUCGCUGCUGAACCUGCUUUUCAAACAAGGCAGAGCCAAUGUGGUUAAGACAGUGAUGCAGAAGCUCAUCUCUCUCUAUGAUCAGAAGAAAAUCAGACCCCUGGUGGACUCACUAUGGGCUCUAGAAGAGGUGAAAGAAGCUAUGCAGAGAAUUCAUGACCGUGGAAACAUUGGAAAACUCAUCCUGGAUGUAGAGAAGUCCCCGACUCCCUUGAUGGCCAAUGACAGCACGGAGACGAGCGAGGCAGGCGAGGAAGAGGAGGAACAAGAAGGUGACAGCGACAACAAGGAGCGCACGCCCUUCAUCCCAUAGCGACUGCCGUCUGCAUCGUCCCGGCCGUGGGGUGGAAGGGGCCUCGGGGGAGGGGUGGGCAGUUCCGGGGGACUGUCCCAAGACCUGCCCUGUGCACCGCGAAGAAACACUUUAGUAGCAUGUGUGUGUGAGCGUGUGUGUGAGCGUGUGAGUAUUUGUCGUCAUUCUGUGGCUUGUGUUGCAGAGUGGCACUGCGAUGCCAUUUCCAAUUCCCCGGUGUUUGCAAUAUUAAGAAUAUGUUACAGUUUGUGUUGCCAAAUUGUUGUCACCAGAUGCUUUGUCUUGUUUACAACCUUUCCUGGGUGUCUCAGUGUUCUGUUCUUCUCACUUAAUAGUGUGAGUGAGUGAGCUGGCAAGUGAGUGAGCGAGCAAAUUUGUGAAAGAACGUAAUGAAGUGAGAGAGAAAAGAGAAGGGGCACAUGAGCGUUUGAGUGGGUCUGUGAGUGGCUGUCAGAGGGAGCUGCUGUGCAUUGUUGUCAUCCUUGCGAGAUGAAAGGAGACACAUUCGUCUGUUUCAGUCCUGCUGUGCAGGUCUCUCAGUUUGCUCUCGGGCUGAAGCGAGCGAUUCAUUGCAGGGAUAUAGCAAGUGGUCCGGGGCCCUGGGUAAUUCUACCAGCCCUGUGGCUGCGACUGCAUCAAAUGAUCAUCUGAAUUCACUGCUCUCCCUUCACGUUACACUAGUGCUGCGGGAGCGGGCUAGUAGUGUGCCUGUUUCCGUCUCUCAGAGUAAUUUCAUUUUCAGUGGGCACUGAAGGGCCGCACCAUGCCUUUGUGCCAGACGUCUGCGGCACAGUUCUGCAGUAAUUACAGCAUUUUUCAUACACACAGAGUGAGGCCACUCGCCAACCUUGCCGCAGACUGAAUCCGUACAGGAUUACCGCCGUUGCCAAGGGAGACGAUAGAAGGAAGAGGUCUGUGUAGUUUGCUUCAGUGACUCCCAGUGCUAACACACCAAGCAACCUAUGGCCUAUCCUCUGUAUAGGAUAACCUGAGAAAAGGAAGGAAAAGCAGAACGGAGGUUCAUGUGGCUAUUGGUGGGAGGUCUGUGUGGGCUGCAUUCUUUGUUUCUCUUUCUUCUGCACAUCUGUUACUGUAGUCAUGCCCGCUAGUGCCUGUGUAUUGUAUCAGAUGCAAGCAAGUGACUGUGGGCAGGAGGCAGUCAGGGUCAGAUUCAGAUAUUGAUCAACUGACUGGGCAAGAGGCUCAGUUAAGCAUAUUUGAUUGUGUCUGCAGUCUCAACAUCGGCUGUGCUGUAUAAUGACGCCUUGUCCAAAUACGCUGACAUCGACUCUGAGGAAACCAGAUCUUACCAUUGCAGUAAAGGUGUAUCAAUCUAUGUGUGAUUGAAAUCCGACAAUUUGGGUUAUUCAUUAAUAAAUAUGAUGCCAAUUUACAAGUUAUUUAAAUGACAGAAAACAGAUGAUAAAAUAAGAGAAGCCAGGUAGUGAUUUAUAGGCUUAAUGCGUAAUGGCCCAGUGUCCUUUUUGCAUGAGUACUCAAACAGAGCUAAGCCCUAUUCAUAUGGGAUAUGUUUUACUGGAGGUCCUGUAAUCUAAUUUGACUAAUUAUUUGGGUAAUUGCAGUGUAGCAUUCAUAUGGGAUAUAAGAAUCUCUGUUUUUCGCUGCUUUUCCCAUUCACAUCCAGGAUGUGGUCAGUUUUUCACUCCACUGACCACAUCCCGAAUGUGAAUGGCAUGUACUAUCAUAUAAUGUAGAUGGCAGCUAUGUGAUUUUCCCUGAUUUAUCAGGAAUUCCUACUUUGUGGACAUAACGUUCCCAUUCAUUUCUAAUGGAGAUUCCUAUACACUAUAUAGCAAGUCGUAUUACCUAGUGCAGCUACAUGUGCAAUACAUGUAUUUGCAAGAUUUUCCUCUUCUGUGAGCUUAGAUUUUUUUACUCCCUUAAACCCCAUGUUGGGAUGGUUGAGUGUAUGGAAUUAAAAAAGAGUCAUAUCUGUCCAGCAGUCUUCACAACCGCCUCCAUGUUCCCAACAAGGGAAAUAGCACCAAAAUUUUAAUGAACAAAUUGCAUUUACAGAUGUCUAUUCAUACAGGAGUAGUAUUAUCUAUGGACCUUGGAAAAGGUCCUUAGAUAAGGUAGAUAAUUCGGGCUGAAAUUUUUACUCUCCCGGCCUGUAAGAAUUAUGGAUGUGGACAUUACAGGACGUCCUGGGGUAAAACUAGUCCUGUGUUAAUAGGGCUCAGAUAUCACCCAACAGCUGUUAUUGCAAGUUAACUGUUCUGGAUAUGCCAAACUAUUACAGUGUUUGUAUGCACUCCCUAUCCAAGGAAAAUGACCCCCCGGUGUUUUAUGCAGGUAGAAAUAAAGGUGUCUGCAAAAAUGUUCACAGCAGCUCAUUCACUUCAUGGCAGUUUGCUGCCUCGUCAGUGGACAAUAACAUACUGGGUUUUAAACGUUUCUGUGUCACAUCAAAGCACUUUGAAUCCACAUAAAGGCUUUGCUUUCCAGGAUACAGUGUGUGACUCUGGACCUGUCCUUGAGAAAUAUAUUUUUUUAUUUAGGCCAAAUCAAAUAAUACAGUCUUUCACACUGUGCAUAUAUGUUUCAGCUUUACUGAAAUCUCAUAUCUAUAUAAGCAUCUCUACAUCUAUGAAUCACUGUGUUAAAUGUCACUGUAUUCCACCGCAGUCAUUAUUUUUGUCACAUUUAAAAAUAAUCAAUACAUAAAAGCAGCUCCACGGUCUUUCUGCAAGUGAUAAGCAGAUUUUUUCCCCCCAGUAAUAUUGUGUAUGCAAUUGUGAUUUAAAGGAGCUAAAUGUUUAGCUUUCAAUUUAUUCUUUGGCGUGAGUCACUCCACAGUGAUUUGCUGGUCUUUCUACUAUAUUGAAUGAUGGUUGUGUACAGUAUAUGAUAUACAUGUAAUAAUUGAUGUGCCCAUGCAGAUUAUGUAAAGAUGAAUGGAUCAGCAAAUUGCUAAGCAAGAACUGAUGGCCACAGAAAGAUAGUAUGCCCAGGUAACAAGACUGCAACUUAUGAGUAUUUAUAGCAGCAAUGGCAGUCAUUUUGUCAUAUUUCACAUAGCUAUGCUGAUAAUCAUUUGUUGAACGUUACUUAAAGCAAUUACUUACCAAACUCUUCAAUCAUCAAUCGUUUAUGUAAUCUCAACCAGGUUCAGUGCCAUUUUAACAUAUGAAUAGAUCAAAUGAGCAUGUUUUUCAUCAGCCAUUUAUCAUGCAUUAUUUCUGCCACUGAAUUGCUCAAAAAAAUGUCUUUCUUCAACAUGUGAAAUACAAAAAAUUGCAAUCAUUUGCAUUUUCUGUGAAGGCUUUCUGGAUUCUACCUGUAAUGUAUAGCUCUACGUGGUGAGUUAAAAAAACACAGAUGUUUAUGGUCCAUUACACCCUAUGGGAAACACUGUAUGGGAAACUAUGUUGCAUUUUAUGUAUUUGAACAUCGCGCUUCAGCACUGUAUCAUCUUUCAAAAUCAAUCAGCGUGACCUCAGAGAAAUUUCAGAAGAUCUGCGUUUGAAUCUCUUUGCCUGUCCUCAGUAUGUCUCUGUCUGCAGUCUAGACUGACCUACAGUGUAUUUUGUGAGUUCAAUAUGAUAGUGACUUUUCAAUUUGCCUUAAAGAAAUAUGAGUAAAACCCGUGCAUAGAUGUGUUUGUCAGCUCAGCCCGGGUUACAGGCAGAUAUGUUGUUUAACUGUAUUUGUUGGUCUUAGUGCUAUUGUUAUUUUGUGCAAACAAUCCCAGUCAUGUUUCCAUGAAUAAAGUCAGCAGCAGAGCAUUCUUGGAA
Molecule: messenger RNA, 6393 nt
Organism: Anguilla anguilla (European eel)
Lineage: Eukaryota; Metazoa; Chordata; Actinopteri; Anguilliformes; Anguillidae
Product: synaptic vesicle membrane protein VAT-1 homolog-like
Exons: 9
Coding region: 1394-2635 (413 amino acids)
Molecular function (GO): zinc ion binding; oxidoreductase activity
Source: RefSeq, a predicted model, not a curated record